AUGGGGUUCCUCGGCGUAUACACGGCCGUGUACGAUUACCACCCCCAAGCAGAGGGGGAACUCGACCUGCGUGAAGGAGAUCUACUCUACCUGCUCGAGAAUAAUGCUGAAGAUGACUGGUGGAAAGCGAAGAAGAAGGCCAAUAGAGAGGAUGAGGACGAACCGGAGGGUCUCGUGCCCAAUAACUACGUUGAAGAGGCUCAACCCAUUCAUAUGGCAAAGGCGCUUUACGAUUAUACACGCCAGACAGACGAAGAAGUGUCGUUUUCGGAAGAAACAGAGCUGGUUGUAUACGACACUUCAGAUCCUGACUGGACGCUGGUCGGUGUCAAUGCAGAUUACGGAUUUGCCCCCGCGAAUUACAUUGAAAUCGUGGCAGACGGCACCGCUGCCGAGACAUCAGAGCCUGCUGCUGCGUACGCUGCUGAACCGCCAGCUCCCGCGCUUCCUCAGCGUCCUCCCGUGCCUCCGGCAACGGCAGAGCCAGAAGAAGAAGAGCCUCCUGCUCAGCCGCCUAGAUCCCCUGCUGAUACGGUCCAGAAUCCGGCGGCCGCAGCCAUUGCUGAUAUAAUCCACAAGCAGAACGCGUCGCCUGUUGAGGAACAUCAAUUUCCUACUCGUGCCAUACCCCCUCCGCCUCAACCGACAUAUGAGCCCGAGGAUAACUACCACAAUGAACCAUCUCCCCCAAGUCUGCCACAGCGGCCCCCGUCGCAGCAAGUCUCCCCUCCGGUCCGGCAGCGUUCGCCCCCCCUGCCCACCCGCUCACCGAUUGUGGCGAUCAAAGACGAAGACCGGGAGGGACAUGUGAAAGAGUCUCCCCCGUACAACCGUGUUGGACAACCCGCUCCGCGUUCGCCAUCGGGAUAUCAUAUGUACAAUAUCAACGAAAUGGUUGAGGCUAUGGGUAAAAGAAAGAAGAUGCCAACGACACUGGGCAUCAACGUUGCUACAGGAACUAUCUUCAUCUCACCUGAAGGAGAUGGCGAGCACCAGGAAUGGUCUCCGGAGAAGCUCACGCACUACUCAAUUGAAGGGAAGCACGUUUUUGUCGACUUGGUUCGCCCCAGCAGGAGCAUCGACUUCCACGCCGGGGCCAAAGAUACCGCUCGUGAAAUUGUCGCUGCUCUCGGUGAGAUCUGCGGUGCCUAUCGAGCUGAGGGAUUAAAAGAAGUUAUUGCGGCCAGUACUGGUGGUGGUGGAAAUAAGAAGGGUCAGAUCGCGUACGACUUCAUGGCACAGGGCGAUGAUGAGGUGACCGUGGCUGUGGGCGAUGAAGUCGUCAUCCUCGAUGACACGAAAUCCGAAGAGUGGUGGAUGGUUCGUCGUAUCAAGAACGGCAAGGAAGGCGUUGUCCCAAGCAGCUACAUCGAGGUCACCGGUUUUGUCUCCAAGGAGCCAACCGGAAUUGAGUCUGGUCUGUCGACCGUGGAAAAGAACCGCCUGGAGGAGUCCCGACUGGCCAAGGAAGCCCUGAGAAAUACACGGGCUGACUCUAUUGACUCCAGAGGCUCAGAGCGUCAGAAGCGCGAAAGUAAAACCGGCAGCAGACCGAAGCCCGAUUCGAGCAAGGUGCGGCGAUGGACAGACCGCACCAAGACCUUUAAUGUGGAUGCGCAGUUCAUCGGAUUACGGGAAGGGAAUAUACAUCUGCAUAAAACGAACGGUAUUAAGAUUGCGGUCCCCAUCCCGAAGAUGUCGGUCGAAGAUUUGGAAUAUGUCGAGAAGGCUACUGGUGUGUCUCUGGAAGAAGACAAGCCGCUCUCCGAUGUUCGUCGUCGCAGUAACUCUCGUGCGGAAGCCGAUACCAAAAAGGCCGGUGCGUCAUUCCAGCAGUCCGAUUAUGACUGGUUUGAUUUCUUUCUCAAAGCUGGUGUUGGGCCUCACCAGUGCGAGAGAUACGCCCAGAACUUUAUCCGGGAUUCCAUGGAUGAAAGUGUCCUUCCAGAUAUUACACCUGAGAACCUGCGUACUCUAGGUCUUAAGGAAGGUGAUAUCCUCCGGGUGAUGCGCUACUUGGACACCACCCUUGCUCGAACCGGCUCUAAAUCCAAGGCAAGGAACGUCAGCUUUGGCGGUGAAGAGAUAAUUGGUAACGGCGAGGACGGUGGAGCCAGUGGUCUCUUUUCUGGUCCUGGUGGAGCUCUACACAACAACACUCGGAAGGGCAGACCGGCUCCGGCCGUCCAAACGGGUGAUGUUGUUGACCCCAAAGUGUUUGAGCAGAAGGAUCGAUCCAAACCACAGGAACAAGUCGAGACCCCUUCGACCCCAGCUGCGCCCGAGAAGCCUGUCGAACGUGGAUUCGAAGAUGAUGCUUGGGAGGUCAAGCAUCCUAAACAACCUACUACUGCUGCUCCUGCGGCUGCUGCUGCUACUUCACCAACGGCUCCCGCCACGACAUCACCGCCCCCGGGCCCGACAUCGCAGCAACUGACAGGCGCAUUAGCGGAUCUAUCUGUCCUUCACCCGCCUCUCCAACCCCAACCAACGGCGGCUCCCCAGCCGCAGCCCGCUGCGCCGAUUGUGCAGCCCCAGCCGACUGCGCAGCCCUCGCCAGUAUCACCUCAGCAGCCACAGCAAACCGGUGCCAGUCCAAACUUCUUUGCUCAAUUGGCCCAGCAACCCACUGGCCUUCAGCAACCGUCGCGUCAACGCCCGCAACCGCCUCAGAACCUAGGACAGAGUUCGCUUCUCCCCCCCCCUCCACCUAGACCCUUGUCGGCGCCUCAGAACUUCUCUCAGCAGCCUACUGGAUUUGGCGCCACUCCGUUACAACCACAGUUGACCGGACUCCCUCAAACUGGGCCGCAGCUUGCUCCUCCGGGACAGAGUUUAGCCGAGUUGAGCCAGCAACGUUUCCAGCCACAACCGACAGGCUUCCAGCCACAACCGACAGGCUUCCAGCCGCAACCGACAGGAUUACAACCGCAGCCCACAGGCUUUCAGCCGCAGUCUCAAUUUGGAAUCCAACAGCAGCAACAACUGCAAGCUCAGCAACCAGGCCAACUCGGAUUCCAGGGCAUGGCACCGCAACCAACGGGCUUCGGGGGUUUCCAGGCGCAGCCGCAGCAGCCAAUGGCGACUGGCAUCAACUCUAUGCUUCCUCCGGCAAUGCAGCCUCAGCCCACUGGCUUGCAGCCUCAGCCCACCGGUAUUAAUGGUUUUGGAAGCAUGUCUUACAACAUUUCGCCUCCGCCAGUGCCUCCGAUUCCACAACAGUCCACUGCUGCGCCUUUGCAGCCGCAAAAGACCGGGCCUCCCCCUUCCGUUCGCUUCGGUGUUAAGCCCGGGGAAACUCAGAAGCUUGCUCCACAGCCUACGGGAAUGAAGGCCAACCUUUCACAAGCUACACCCACGAACCCGUUCGGUUUUUAA
Aspergillus ruber CBS 135680 is the source of this 3378-nucleotide messenger RNA. RefSeq names its product cytoskeletal protein-binding protein SLA1. Lineage: Eukaryota; Fungi; Ascomycota; Eurotiomycetes; Eurotiales; Aspergillaceae. Gene Ontology annotation, molecular function: protein-macromolecule adaptor activity; ubiquitin binding; identical protein binding. Gene Ontology annotation, cellular component: nucleus. The record is from RefSeq and is a predicted model, not a curated record. Gene Ontology annotation, biological process: regulation of actin filament polymerization; actin cortical patch assembly. The transcript is spliced from 3 exons. Bases 1 to 3378 code for a protein of 1125 amino acids.